AUGACUGCAAAUACUUUUGGAAUUGCAGUAUGCACUGCUUCUGCCGUUAUAAUUUUAGUUUGUAAGGCAAUAUCGAAGUAUCUUGGGCCUAAGUAUCUAUUUCUUCCAAGAAAUCAAACUGAAAUGCGAAAUAAAGUUUCAGAGUUCGAAAGUAAAUUUCGAAUGACACAAGCCUUUGGAUGCAUUGAUGACACCCAUAUUCCUAUUCGUCGUCCAUUAACUCGCGAGCAAUAUUUUUCUCUUAGUGUUCAAGCUGUAUGCGAUUACAAAUGUUAUUUUAUGGAUGUUGAGUGCAUGUGGCCAGGUAGUGUACAUGAUGCUAAAGUGUUUGCAAAUUCAACAAUAAAUAUAAAGUUAAGAAAUGCUCAAACAGCAAAUUCUUAUAUUGACGAUGAACUAGUAAAAUCACAAACAGAUCUCAUUAAAAAAAAUGAAAAAGAAUACAAAAAUGUACCAAACACAAUAUAUUCUAUUAAUGAAGCUGAAGGAUUAGUUAUACGAAGAACUCUUACAGACUUGAUAAAUUAA
Molecule: messenger RNA, 528 nt
Organism: Hydra vulgaris (swiftwater hydra)
Lineage: Eukaryota; Metazoa; Cnidaria; Hydrozoa; Anthoathecata; Hydridae
Product: putative nuclease HARBI1
Source: RefSeq, a predicted model, not a curated record